Molecule: messenger RNA, 717 nt
Organism: Exophiala bonariae
Lineage: Eukaryota; Fungi; Ascomycota; Eurotiomycetes; Chaetothyriales; Herpotrichiellaceae
Exons: 2
Coding region: 1-717 (238 amino acids)
Source: RefSeq, a predicted model, not a curated record
AUGGGGUCGAUAGUAGGAAUCUUGGAUGCCGAAACUUCCCUCAAGAAGGAAAUGACCAGCCUUCGUGCCGCCGUUCAGACCAUUCGUGACCACAAGAUCAUCCAAGAAGGUCGCAAGAUAACUUGCAGACAGACCAAUGUUCCUGCCGAGGUAUGUGUUCCUCCAUCCCAAAAGGCACGGAUUCUAACAGGAUCUCAGGUAUUGCAAGCCACAUCAUCGAAGACUGAGAUCAUCACGCAGGACGAUAUCAUCUCACGAUUCCCGCCUGAAAUUCAAGAGAUGGUCUGGCAGGGCAUUGAUUCCACUGACCGAGCUGCACUCGCCCUGACCUGCAAAGGUCAUGCCGCUGUCUUCGAAGAACUCAAGAACAAGGAAGUCGUACGUAAUGGCAAAUUGAUCCGUCGUCUUCCGCGACCGUUCAGAGUCGACAAAGCCGCUCGUCUCAAGGUCCUCGUUCGCCUCAAAGAAUGGAUGCCUGCCAAAUACCGUCUCUGCUAUUCAUGCAAUCUCUAUGUCGACUCGAAGAAGAUGAGUAAGCUGGGUGGUCGUUGGGGAGGCGACAACAAGAUCGUCGAGAGUGGAUUGGCAACCAUGAAGGCGAUCAAGGAAGGCCCUCGUUGCCCGCUUUGUGUUCGUCGAGAACAGGUUGAUCUUGCCAAGCACAAGCAAGAUCAUCAAAAGUACCUCAAGCUCGGCCGCAAGAUCCAAUUGCAAUAG